Messenger RNA from Saccoglossus kowalevskii, 1339 nucleotides. It is a transcript of the gene NK2-3/5, whose product is annotated as NK2-3/5 transcription factor. NCBI's taxonomy places the organism in Eukaryota, Metazoa, Hemichordata, Enteropneusta, Harrimaniidae. Gene Ontology annotation, molecular function: RNA polymerase II cis-regulatory region sequence-specific DNA binding; DNA-binding transcription factor activity, RNA polymerase II-specific. The record is from RefSeq and is a predicted model, not a curated record. Gene Ontology annotation, biological process: regulation of transcription by RNA polymerase II; cell differentiation. Gene Ontology annotation, cellular component: nucleus.
AUCCUGUCUGACGCCAGGCGUUAUCGGUGUACGGACUGCAGAGCUCUCGAACAACAUACAAGCGAGACACACGGAGAGAAAAACACAUAUGCGACUGUUGAAUAUAUUUUAAGACUGAUAUUGUCAACAGGAUAUAUUGAACUUAGCCGAACAACAACAACAACAGCAACAACAACAAUUGCACCACGAUCAGCAUCAUCAUCAUCACCACCACCAGUUGCAGCAACAAACGAUGAUGGAAGCAUCGCAUCACGAUCUGAAAUCACUGUGUCUGCCUCUAGAGGCAGAGAUCGUAGAGUCAAUGGAUCUAGGGAUGGCACAGACGAACCUGUAUCACCAUCAUCACCACCCAACGCCGUUACCAGCAUCCAGCAAUGCAAACAACAUCAAUAAUACGAGUAUAUUAUCAGAACUAGGCAAAUCGAGUGAGACAAGCCGGGAGGAAGUGGCUAUCGAGCAAAGUUCGUCGACAAGUACUCAAACUGUGAAGAGUGUUGAGAAAAAACCCAAAGACGACGAUCGCGCAUCACAGCAAAAAAAUAGACAGAGGCGUAAACCUCGUGUUCUGUUUUCCCAAGCCCAGGUCUUUGAACUUGAACGUCGGUUUAAGCAGCAACGAUAUUUAUCAGCGCCAGAACGAGAACACUUGGCGAACAUGCUGAAACUAACUUCGACGCAAGUGAAGAUAUGGUUUCAGAAUCGCCGAUACAAAUGUAAACGACAGCGGCAGGACAAAACACUAGAAUUGGCCACACAGCCGGCACCUCGGCGCGUGGCGGUACCGGUGUUAGUACGGGACGGCAAACCUUGCCUCGGUAGCCCACCUCCUCCGUACAGCUAUAACAACAACUACAACAGUGCUUGCACUUACUCGAACUAUCCAAGUUGUAGCAACAUGAACGUGAACCCUUACACGCCGUACACCUACAGCAAUACAUCGUACACGCUUCCAAACGUCAACGUUCAACCGACUUCGUACUCAAUGCAACCUCAGCCUGUACACCAGGGCGUUCGGGCUUGGUGACAUACAACCAACCACCCGGAGACCACCUAGUAGUUUAUGCGUUGUACUGAUCCUCUACAGAUGCGAGUCUUGUGUAAAUAGUCUUAAUAUCCUACCGUGUCGGCGCUGAUGGACAGUUUCCUCGAAUUCAUUCCAAACACCAAUCAGGCAACCCUUAUAUCCCUCUCGAUAUUGUAGGCCGACCAACUUGUAGUGUGCUGAAACUGAUAGAAUGACUCGCAUUACAAUUUUCAAGACAACUUUCAAUGUAAUAUUUUAAUAGUUUUGAACAUGGUUUAAUCUAUGAUAGUAUUAUGAUACUGCUGCGUCGCAACA